Molecule: messenger RNA, 2170 nt
Organism: Cynara cardunculus var. scolymus (artichoke)
Lineage: Eukaryota; Viridiplantae; Streptophyta; Magnoliopsida; Asterales; Asteraceae
Product: bifunctional dihydrofolate reductase-thymidylate synthase-like
Exons: 12
Coding region: 189-1772 (527 amino acids)
Biological process (GO): dTMP biosynthetic process; one-carbon metabolic process; tetrahydrofolate biosynthetic process
Cellular component (GO): mitochondrion; cytosol
Molecular function (GO): thymidylate synthase activity; dihydrofolate reductase activity
Source: RefSeq, a predicted model, not a curated record
UCACGCUUUUCCUUUUCCUGAUUUUCGUCUUCCAGAGCACUCAAAUACUGAAAGAGACUCACACUCUCUUCGCACAAAUUCAGCAUAAUUUCGUGCAUUUCACGCUUCGCUCUUCGAUCGAUAAGCUGGCCUUCAGAUCUUUCUUGUCACUGAUCGGUGCUAAGUCUAUCCCAGCUCUUAAUAUAUUCAUGGCUAGUGAAGCUCUUGUGGGCGCUUGCAAUGGCACUGUCAGCACACAACCUGAUCCUCAGAGGACUUAUCAAGUUGUUGUUGCUGCUACGCGGACUAUGGGUAUUGGUAAGGAUGGGAAAUUGCCCUGGAGGUUGCCUUCUGACCUCAAAUUUUUCAAGGAUGUCACCAUGACUACAUCAGAUCCAGCAAAGAAGAAUGCUGUCAUAAUGGGAAGGAAAACAUGGGAAAGCAUACCUCUAGAGCAUCGGCCCCUGACUGGUCGCCUCAGUGUUGUUUUAACUCGUUCAGGGAGUUUUGAUAUUGCAACUGCAGAGAAUGUUUUAAUGUGUGGGAGCUUGAUCUCUGCUUUGGAGUUAUUAGCAUCAUCUCCUUAUUGUCUAUCCAUCGAGAGAGUGUUUGUUAUAGGUGGUGGCCAGGUCCUAAGAGAGUCCCUCAAUGCUCCUGGAUGUGAUGCUAUCCAUAUUACUGAAAUUGAAGGAGACAUUGAUUGUGACACUUUCAUCCCUGCUAUUGAUGCUUCAGAAUUCCAGCCAUGGUACUCGUCGUUCCCCUUAGUUGAGAAUGGUCUUCGCCAUUGUUUCACUACGUAUGUUCGUGUGAGGAAUUCUGCAGUUGAAACCCCAAUCAAGACUAAUGGCUUGCUGUCUGAUAGUAGCUCAGACUCGGUAAAGUUUGAUGUAAGGAUGUUCUCUUUCCUGCCCAAAAUGAUAUUUGAGAAGCAUCAGGAGUACCUUUACUUGAGAAUGGUCGAAGAUAUCAUUUCUAAUGGUGCUUUAAAGGAUGACCGCACAGGGACUGGUACUUUGUCAAAUUUUGGUUGCCAGAUGAGGUUCAAUCUACGAAAAUCUUUUCCACUGCUUACAACCAAGAAAGUGUUUUGGCGUGGAGUUGUGGAAGAACUUUUGUGGUUCAUCAGUGGGUCAACAAAUGCCAAGGUCUUACAAGAAAAGGGCAUUCAUAUAUGGGAUGGUAAUGCAUCCAGAGACUACCUCGACAGCAUUGGCUUGGCGGAUAGAGAAGAAGGUGACCUGGGUCCAGUGUAUGGGUUUCAGUGGAGACACUUUGGUGCAAGGUAUACUAACAUGCAUGCUGACUACACUGGCCAAGGAUUUGAUCAGUUGCUAGAUGUUAUUGACAAGGUAAAAAACAAUCCAGAUGACCGUCGUAUAAUUCUUUCAGCAUGGAACCCUUCGGAUCUCAAGCAGAUGGCACUUCCACCUUGUCACAUGUUUGCACAGUUCUAUGUGAAUCAAGGAGAGUUAUCUUGUCAAAUGUAUCAGCGAUCUGCAGAUAUGGGUCUAGGUGUCCCAUUUAACAUAGCAUCGUAUGCCUUAUUGACAUCCAUCAUUGCCCAUGUUUGUGAUCUUGUUCCUGGUGAUUUUAUUCAUGUUCUUGGUGAUGCUCAUGUCUAUAGCACUCAUGUCAGACCUCUGCAGGACCAGCUUCAGAAACUGCCUAAACCUUUUCCUAUUUUGAAGAUCAAUCCCAAGAAGAAGGAUAUAAAUGCUUUUGUGGCUGAUGAUUUUGAACUCAUAGGCUAUAAUCCUCACCAGAAGAUAGAAAUGAAAAUGGCAGUAUAGAGCUACCUUCUACCUUCUGAUUUUGGGAAAGAUUACAUGUGGUUUUUGGGCGUCGAGUUUUUCCAUAACGACGUGGAUAUGCUAAACUUAUUACCUACAUAGCAACUGGGAAUCCUUUAGUUCCACAUAAAAUUUGUGGGUGCCAAGGUGAUUUGGAUAUUUAGUUCUGUUUUGAUUGCUUGCUGGGCAGAGAUUAUUAUGUUAACAUUUGUGUUAAAGGUGAAGUUGAACCAACAGCCUCCCUCUCUUAUGACUUGUGUUUUCUACCUUGUGGGACUGGUUGAUAUCAAUGGAAACACACAAACUAAAGACUUUGUAUUCAAGUGUUGAUACAGGUUCCUCCAUGUGGAAUUCAUCUAUUACAGUCUCACAUCAGUUAGAUUUGGAUCAUUUCCUCU